AUGCCCCAAAAUCCGAUUCUUGAGCUAGAAAUUUUUGAUGUUUGGGCAAUUGAUUUCAUGGGCCCUUUCAUCUCAUCUCAAGGAAACCGGCACAUUCUAGUUGUCGUUGAUUAUGUUUCCAAGUGGGCAGAAGCCAUGAAAUCUCCCACCAACGACUCAAAGGUGGUCAUCAACAUGUUUAAGAAGGUCAUCUUCCCAAGAUUUGGUAUCUCGAAGGCAAUUAUAAGUGAUGGAAGCUCACACUUUAAGCACCAUGCAUUCAACAAGCUCCUCUCAAAAUAUUGUGUUUCGCACAAGCGUGGUCUUGCUUACCACCCUCAAACAAGUGGUCAAGCGGAGAUCACAAAUAGGGAGUUAAAGAUCAUCUUGGAAAAGACCGUGGCUAGAACAAGGAAGGAAUGGUCUAGUAAGCUCAUUUAUUCAUUGUGGGCUUAUAGGAUCGCCUUCAAGACUCCGAUUGGGACAACCCCCUACAAACUUGUGUUUGGGAAGAAUUGCCAUCUCCCGGUGGUAAUGGAGCACAAGGCGCCCUUGGGCCAUAAAGCAAAUUUUGACCUCAAUGCCGCGGGUGAGCAAAGGAUGCUAGAUCUCCACGAGUUGGAAGAUCUUCGAAUGAACGCCUAUGAUAGUGCAAGCCUCUACAAAGCAAGAACCAAGGCAUGGCACGACGCUCAAAUUUCCAAGAAGGAGUUUGUGGAAGGACAAAAGGUCCUGCUUUACAAUUCAAGACUCAAGCUUUAUCCAGGAAAAUUGAGGUCUAGAUGGAGCGGGCCAGUCCAAGUGUCCAUAGUCUUUCCAUAUGGCUCAAUCGAGAUAUUCAAUGACAAGUACCCUUCAUUCAAAGUGAAUGGGCACCGUCUCAAGCCAUACUACGAGGGUCAACUAAUUGAGAAGCCGGAAAAUUUGUCACUCAUUGAUGUUUUCAAGUCACCAUGA
This is a messenger RNA of Chenopodium quinoa (quinoa), 936 nucleotides long. Its product is annotated as protein NYNRIN-like. Bases 1 to 936 code for a protein of 311 amino acids. Gene Ontology annotation, molecular function: nucleic acid binding. Gene Ontology annotation, biological process: DNA integration. The record is from RefSeq and is a predicted model, not a curated record. The transcript has a single exon. Lineage: Eukaryota; Viridiplantae; Streptophyta; Magnoliopsida; Caryophyllales; Amaranthaceae.